CUUCCGUCAGCGGAGACCGGAAGUGGGGCGAGAGCGCCGGAAGUUGAAGGGAGUUUCCUGCGACCUCGGCUUCCUCAACAUGGCAGCGCCCUUAUCAGUGGAGGUGGAGUUCGGAGGUGGCGCGGAGCUCCUGUUCGACGGUGUGAAAAAACAUCAGGUCACCUUGCCUGGACAGGAGGAGCCCUGGGACAUCCGGAACCUCCUUGUCUGGAUCAAGAAGAAUUUGCUGAAAGAGCGGCCAGAGCUGUUCAUCCAGGGAGACAGUGUGCGGCCAGGGAUUCUGGUGCUGAUUAACGAUGCAGAUUGGGAACUGCUGGGUGAGCUGGACUACCAGCUUCAGGACCAGGACAGCGUCCUCUUCAUAUCCACUCUGCAUGGUGGCUAAGGACCCCUCUCUGCCUGGGCCCCGGAGUGGGGAGAAGAGAACACUCAGACAUGCCCUUGGACCCUGCUUCCAGACCUCCCUGUCCCUCUUCGUUGCUUUCUUCCCUGAUCUGUCCCCUGGGUUUCCUCCAUGCAGGGAAAAGAGGCCAGGUGCUAAAAUGAGCCUUUCGCAGGCAGGCACGUGAGCAGGGGCAGGCAGGCAGGCAGGUGCCUGAGCCCAGCACUCCCUCUCCCAGCAGCUGAGGUGGGGGAGGGUGCCCCUCUGGUUUGACAAGAGUAGAGAGGGGCUCUGGGGCCAGGUGACCCAGCUGCCUUCCACUCCUAUGUCUCAGUCUAAACACUGAGUGACCACUGACAAGGCGCUCCAGCUCCAGGUCACAGUGUCUUCAUGGGGAAGAUGAAUGGCCUUGAAUAGCUGAUGAGAGGCCCCUCCCUUCUCAAACAUUGAAGGAGUCCCCGCCUCAGUUUCCCCAUCUGGACAGCAGAGGGCCCUGCCUGUCCCCCACCGAUAUCAUUAUGGGACCCCAGCUGGGGUCCCCUAUUUAGAGCUAACCCCCCCCCCCCCCACCCAGCAGCUGCUCUUCCAACCACACCCCUCCUUCUGCUCCCCCCCAUCCACAGCCCUUGACCCUGGCUGGCCCUCCUCCCCCCUCCCCACAGGCCACCAGAUGGGCUCCUGAGACCCUCCCCCAGCAAAGGCUGCCUGCAGCUCAUUCUGGGGAGGAGGGAGUAGGCUUAACCUUGGACUAGCAAAUAGGGGCCUGAAAGGGUCAGCGUGCCUCAGUUUCCUCCUCAACAACAACUGAAUAAUUAUAGUAUCAGAAAACAGGGCUGAUACCGAUGCCACAAACGUAGACUUUAUCUCCCUUCCCACCGCCUGCAAGAAGCAGGAUGGGGGCAGGCAGCACCUGGUAGGCAGGGUGGCUCUCCCCUCCUCCCUCCAUCCCUCUGGAAGUCCUGGGGCCUCAGUGCCUGCAACAGCUGGCCUUGGGCAAAUAAAAGACUAAGUUGUUUACUA
Messenger RNA from Myotis davidii, 1402 nucleotides. It is a transcript of the gene URM1, whose product is annotated as ubiquitin related modifier 1. Gene Ontology annotation, cellular component: cytoplasm; nucleus. The transcript is spliced from 5 exons. The record is from RefSeq and is a predicted model, not a curated record. Bases 80 to 385 code for a protein of 101 amino acids. Gene Ontology annotation, molecular function: protein tag activity. NCBI's taxonomy places the organism in Eukaryota, Metazoa, Chordata, Mammalia, Chiroptera, Vespertilionidae. Gene Ontology annotation, biological process: protein urmylation; tRNA thio-modification.